Phyllostomus discolor (pale spear-nosed bat) is the source of this 5287-nucleotide messenger RNA. RefSeq names its product SPARC (osteonectin), cwcv and kazal like domains proteoglycan 2 (gene SPOCK2). The transcript is spliced from 11 exons. The record is from RefSeq and is a predicted model, not a curated record. Bases 315 to 1601 code for a protein of 428 amino acids. Gene Ontology annotation, molecular function: protein binding; calcium ion binding. NCBI's taxonomy places the organism in Eukaryota, Metazoa, Chordata, Mammalia, Chiroptera, Phyllostomidae.
UUUGUUUUUUUUUUAAACCAGGUAUGAUGAUGUCAAACGUGAUGCUGAUGCUACAGUUACAGACACGGCCCCUGUUGGCGCAGCCUCUCUGACUCUCUCUUCCUCUCGCGUCCAGCGCUGGGCUUUUUCAGACGAGUGCAUCUCCUAACCAGGUCACAUCUCAGCCGCGACCCACUAUCUGACUGUCACCAGAGUCACCACGCAGAAGACGGGCUGAGGAAGACGACAGCGUUUGCUUCGACUACCGCGGGGUGGGAGAAAAGGCAUUAAAAUACUGCAGAAGUCAAGACCCCCCGGGUCGAACCCAGACCAAGAUGCGUGCCCCGGGCUGCGGGCGCCUGGCGCUGCCGCUGCUGCUCCUCCUCGUGGCGGCGGCCUUGGCUGAAAGCGACGCCAAAGGGAUCAAGGAGGGCGAGACCCCCGGCAAUUUCAUGGAGGAUGAGCAAUGGCUGUCGUCCAUCUCUCAGUACAGCGGCAAGAUCAAGGACUGGAAUCGCUUCCGAGACGAGGUGGAGGAUGACUACAUCAAGAGUUGGGAGGACAAUCAGCAAGGAGAUGAAGCCCUGGACACCACCAAGGACCCCUGCCAGAAGGUGAAGUGCAGCCGUCACAAGGUGUGCAUCGCCCAGGGUUUCCAGCGGGCCAUGUGUAUCAGCCGCAAGAAGCUGGAGCACAGGAUCAAGCAGCCUGCCCUGAAACUCCAUGCAAACAGAGAUCCCGCCUGCAAGCCCUGUCACAUGGCCCAGCUGGCCUCCGUCUGUGGCUCUGAUGGCCACACGUACAGCUCGGUGUGUAAGCUGGAACAGCAGGCUUGCCUAAGCAACAAGCAGCUGACGGUGAGGUGUGAGAGCCCCUGCCCUUGCCCCACGGAGCAGGCCACCACCUCCACCACCGAUGACAAACCGGAGACCUGCACGGGUCAGGACCUGGCCGACCUGGGGGACCGGUUGCGGGACUGGUUCCAGCUCCUGCAUGAGAACUCCAAGCAGAACGGCUCCACCAGCAGCGGGGCCAGCCCGGCCAGCGGCCUGGACAAGAGCCUGGGGGCCAGCUGCAAGGACUCCAUUGGCUGGAUGUUCUCCAAGCUGGACACCAGUGCUGACCUCUUCCUGGACCAGAUGGAGCUGGCCGCCAUCAACCUGGACAAGUACGAGGUCUGCAUCCGCCCUUUCUUCAACUCCUGCGACACCUACAAGGAUGGCCGUGUCUCCACCGCCGAGUGGUGCUUUUGCUUCUGGAGGGAAAAGCCCCCCUGCCUGGUGGAGCUGGAGCGCAUCCAGAUCCAGGAGGCUGCCAAGAAGAAGCCAGGAGUCUUCAUCCCGAGCUGCGACGAGGACGGCUACUACCGGAAGACGCAGUGCGACCAGAGCAGCGGCGACUGCUGGUGUGUGGACCAGCUGGGCCUGGAGCUGACCGGCACCCGCACCAGCGGAAGCCCCGACUGCGACGACAUCGUGGGCUUCUCGGGGGACUUUGGGAGUGGUGUCGGCUGGGAGGACGAGGAGGAGAAGGAGACCGAGGAAGCGGAGGAAGCGGGUGAAGAGGCCGAGGAGGAGGAGGGCGAGGCGGGCGAGGCCGACGACGGAGGCUACAUCUGGUAGAUGGUCCUCAGGCGCGGGGCAGGGGGACCGGCCAGCGGAGACCUGGAGAGCAGCAGGCAGCUUGUGGGCGGAUGCGGGUGAUACAACUGGGAGGGCCCUGGCUUCAGCAGGAGGAGUGGGGGUGGGAGUGUGCCCGGCACGCCUGUGGGACAUAGGAAUGCCUGUUUGUGCUUGUGUGCGUGUGCGUGCGUGUGUGUGCGUGUGUGUAGCAUGCACUGACAAACAUGUCCUUGGUCCAUACUGCUCCUGGCAGAGUGUCACCCAAAGACCUUUGGCCUCCUUGUAGUUAUUUUCUUUCCAUUUGUUGUUUUCAAAUACGCACCUUCUCACAUACGUACGCCCACUGAAAGGUCAACGUUGAUGAAACGAGACGCCCCUCCACCAUGUCCCCUGGCUGCAUCCAGGCCUGCCCUCACACCCGUGUCCUGAUUGGCCACCCUCAGCUCAGCCAGCCCUGACUCCUCCCGCCCCGGCCUGCCCUGCUUCCUCCCGCUCUGGGGCCAAGCUCUGGUCUGCUGGCCUGUCCCCACUGCAGAGGGGAGGGAGGCCAAGGAGCUCUCUGCUGGCUGGGGUCUUCCCAAAGCUCGACCAGUUUGGCUGUGACCGCCCCACCAGCCUCAGAUGAGACGGGCCAGGACGCCCACCCCAGCAAGCCCUUUCCCUUUUCGGGGCUCUGUGGCACUAGAGAAACGUUCCUUGCCCAAGCCAGUGUGACCGAGGUGGCCAGGAAAGAGCUGGAGACACAAGCUGAGACACGGGGAGGGAGGCCUCACCGUGCUGCUUGGUGUGGGGGGGGGGGUGUUGACGGGCAGGAGAUGCUGCCCCACACACCCAGACGGGGCAGCCCUGGAUGAAAGAACAGUCCAGCCUCUUUCUGUGGGUCUUCGGUGGGGGCCAUUUCCUUGGGGGCAGUGGGUGGCUGUUAUGUAAGUGAGCUGUGCCUGGCCACAUUAGGUGCCCUGUCUGCCCCGCCCCCCUUGCUGUGGUGCCCCGGUCCGCUCUGGGAGCCUGAGGGUCAGGCAGCAGCAGGUGAAGAGCCUGGGUCUUUACUGGGGCCUACGUGUGCCCCCACCUCCAACUCCUCCCUGACCCCUUAGUGAAUGCCCUCUCCCGCGCAGGCCAUAGAAAGGGUUCUUCCUGAGACUCUGUGAAGGAAGAGCAAAGGAAACCUGCAGCAGAGACCUUGACCUUUCUCCAUCUCGCCUCUUCAGGGGGGAGGUGCUUCUGGGCCAUGAACAUUUCCAGCCUCACUCCUCAGUUCCUGGCAUUUGCUUUGUCCCCUCUGGGGGUCCCCUGAGGCUGCUGUAGUGGAGGGGCUUCUCCGAGCUCUGAAGGGAGUGUUCUGGGGUUGUGCAAAGUCAGAGGGGAGGGACUGGGACAGCCAGGCCCUGAGGCCACACCUCACUGUUCCCCCAAAUCUCUUUACCAGGAGGGAGCUAGGCUGGAUGAGAAGGUGCCCAUCCCUCCCAACCUGUCUAGUCCUCCCUCGGGAAGCAAAUCCCUAGCCCCAAGGGUGAAGAAUCCCUUACCAGGCUUGGGCCUCUGAUGCCCUUCAGUGCAUGGUGCAGGCAGUGUGAGUGUGUGUGAGAGAGUGUGUGUGUGUGUGUGUGUGCGUGUGCACACUUUGUGUGACACUAGGGACCAUCCCUUGAAGCCUGGAAUGUGAGGAGGGGCACCCGACAUGCUGGGUGGGUGGCAAGUUGUGGGGUCCCCACCUGGUGAGGUUCCCCGCACUAGGCCCUGGCCCGGGUCUCCCCAGCUUCUGCAGCACCCGCCGCAUCUGUUGGACUUGAUGGAAGAACCUCCCGCAGUCUGCCCCUUGCCGCCACCCUGGAAUUCACAUCUUCCAAGUCUUCUCUCGGGGAAAGUAAUGACACUCCAGUUAGCCCCAUAAAAACCACUUCUCACUCUGCAGCACAGGUUCUGAUCAUUAAGGUGUCACGCUGUUCCAGAUCCCCUGAGUCCCGUGUCCCCGCUCCCCUUCCCUGUCCUCCCACAUCCUCCCGCUGGUCCCCAGCUCAGCUCAGGUCAGGGAAAUGUCCUUCAGGCCAGCCCUCUGCUCUCUGAGCAGCCCCUUCUCUCACUCGGAGCUACUUGAAACUUCCUGCCCUUGCCAGGAUUGAAGUCUGUCUGUCUCUUCCUCUGCCCCAGCUCAGGCUUCUGGAAUGUCCUCCUGGGGGCAGCUGUUGAGGACACUGAGGUGUUCUGGGGGGGCAGGGCCGGGGGAGGAAGGGGCGCCCUUCCCCCUCACUGUUACCCUCCUCUCCAUUGGGCGGGGGAUACUCUCUCUGUGUCUCUGGGUCUUCUGGUUGUGCACGUUGUUAUGACCUUGUAAAUAUGUUGUAGAAAGAAAGCAAAAGGCGCUGAACUGGACCCUGGUGGACUCAGGAGUCCAGCCUUGCCCUGUGUCUGGAGCCUCCACACUGCUAUUCACCCUACUCUUGAGACUGAGCCCCCCAAAGCCAGACAAAGCAGCUUGUUCCCAGUGGGCUGCGGGCCUCCCGGGGACCUCUCCUCGGCACGCUGUGGGUUCCCCGUGAGCAGGGGUGCAGGGGGGGCCUCCCUCAGCUCCUUGGAUUCAUGCCCUUGCCCGAGCUGCCCACCACCUGGCCCCUCCUGUGCCCCUCUACUUGGAUGUCCUCUGUCCAUCCUGUUCCCAUCCCCCUGGGUUAUGCAGGCAGUGGAAUUAGGGCUGCCUUGAAAAGAGCUCAACCAGAAUUUUAAGAGUUUCUUGUGGUCCUGAAGCUGCCUAAGACCUCCUAUCCGGUGGGUGCUGGGAGAGAUGGGCGUGUCUAAGAGGGGUAGGUUGGAGUUGGAGAGAACAAAUGUGCCUUGAGAGACACUCAAAGGGGGUCCCAGGGGGAUGGGGGAGGCAGCGCAGCGGGGAGCGGGGCUCGGGAAGCAGGAGGGGGAGGAGCCGUUGAUGAGAGUGUGAUGGGCUAUCACGAUGGCCCCUAUGGUCCCACUGGGGCUGUGACCUUAUGGGGUCAGUGGUCACCCUUCUUUCCUCCUGCCAGCCUGUCUAGUUUUAGUGGGCAGGCCGCUCACUCAGCCUUUCACGAGCCGCAUCUGCUUCCCACUCACCUCUGAGUGGGCGGGUCCAUUGGGGUCAACUCGGGAACCUCCAUUUCACCGCAGCCGCACCCUCAGCCCUUAGGGAGAAGGAACGGCUAGUCUGCGGACACCUGGCACGGGCGCGAGGCUGUGGGCUGGCAGGGGUGACAGGGAGGGGCCCCUCGGGGUGCGAAGGGGACUCGGACAUCCCAAGGAAGUCCCAAGCAGAGCAAGCUGCUUUAUAGCCUGAAGCUACUUAAAUUAAACUGUGUCAUGUGCAAUAACUGAGCUUAGAGUUAAGAAUCGUGUUCAAGUGCUUGGAUUUCCGUCUGUAUAUUUAAGUGCUGAAACUGUAUCUCUCAGUAAUUUUAGAUGUCUUUUAAAAAACUGAAAAACAAAGUGUUAGACCGUGUGUGCGCACUGGUGGGCACCCGAGCGUCCCGUGGAUCACCCCCUCCCCGCUCCCCAGGCCCCACCCGCACACCGAGCCCCGCCCCCACGUGGGCCCCUGCCUCGUGCUGUCCUUACCUGCCUACUACUCCGCCUAAGGAAAUCAGUACACUCCGCACAUGCAUAAUGGAAAUCAAAUGUUAUUUUUAAGAAAAUGGAAAAUAAAAACUUUAUAAACACCA